UCCACCAACAGCUGUUUUUUUUUUUUUUGAUAACACUGAAAUGUAAUAAAGUCGCCGCUAAAUGUUUGUUUAGUGUGUUGUUAAACCCGGUCAAGAUCGGCAGGCUUUCCAAACAUGCAACUCACCAAAACAGAUUCGCGACGCCGCCUCAAUGCGAGCGGUUCUACACCAGCCACUUCGGAAUACAUCAAGGUGGUGGAGUCCCAAUGCGAGACCGAUGGAUUCGUCAAUGAACAGUGGACAGAGCCAGCGAUCCCAGGCCCAGUUCCAUGGAAAACCAUUGUUAUUAUCUUACUGCUCUUCAUCGGUGGCAUAAUCUGCAUUGCCUUCGCCACUGUGAACUGUCUGACGGACACGAGCCAGGAGCGAUCGGAUCGCGUGUGGGCGCUGAGUAUCAUCGGGGCACUGACCUUUAUACCGGGCAGCUACUACGUCUACGUACUCUCGUGCAUAAUGCUCAACCGGAACGGUUUCACCAUGGACGAGAUAAGAAGACUGGGCUGAGGAGAGCACAAGCAAAAUUCCAUGUUUCGUCAAAUAGAGUUUAUUGCGUUUACACUACAGAUAUUCACACAUUUCAUUGGCAUAAUUUCUUUAGCAACAAUCUUAUUUUGUAGUUCAUAAUUAUACAUGUGUAUUGCCCCUAUAUUUGUAUAAAAAUAUGUUGUAAAUACGAGUUUGUUAUAAAAAUGUAUAAUGCUUGGCGUGGCUUUUAGUGCGCGGAACAUUUGCUAUCUAUAUAAAUACACCACGGCUUAACGCUUUUUUAAA
Molecule: messenger RNA, 771 nt
Organism: Drosophila ficusphila
Lineage: Eukaryota; Metazoa; Arthropoda; Insecta; Diptera; Drosophilidae
Exons: 2
Coding region: 115-504 (129 amino acids)
Cellular component (GO): endomembrane system
Source: RefSeq, a predicted model, not a curated record